GGGGCUGUCCGGGGAGGCGGCGCUGGCUCCGGGGCUCUGGCGGGCCUGCGCGGGCCGGAGCCCGAGGACCGCGGCGCGAUUCUUGCUGAAAUCUGUUAAGUCUACUACUGAGCAGUUAUGAAUAACCACGCAUCUUCAAAACCAUCUACCAUGAAGCUAAAACAGUCCAUCAACCCCAUACUUUUAUACUUCAUACACUUUGUAAUAUCACUCUAUACUAUCUUAACGUACAUUCCAUUUUAUUUUUUAUCUGAGUCAAGACAAGAGAAGUCAAACCAAAUUAAAGCAAAGCCCGUCAGUUCUGACCCUGACUCUGCAUACAGAUCUGUUCAGAGUCUGGAUGGCUUGGUUUCCGUGCUGUACCCUGGCUGUGACACGCUGGACAAAGUUUUCAUGUAUGCAAAAAACAAAUUUAAGGACAAAAGACUCUUGGGAACACGUGAAGUUUUAAGUGAGGAAGAUGAAGUACAACCAAACGGAAAAAUUUUUAAGAAGGUUAUUCUUGGACAGUAUAAUUGGCUUUCCUAUGAAGAUGUCUUCAUUCGAGCCCUUGAUUUUGGAAAUGGUUUACAGAUGUUGGGCCAGCAACCAAAGACCAACAUUGCCAUUUUCUGUGAGACCAGGGCAGAGUGGAUGAUCGCUGCGCAGGCGUGCUUCAUGCACAAUUUUCAGCUUGUUACCUUGUACGCCACUCUCGGAGGUCCCGCCAUCGUGCACGGACUGAAUGAGACGGAGGUGACGAACAUCAUCACUAGUAAAGAACUCUUACAGACAAAGUUGAAGGAUAUAGUUUCUUUGGUCCCACGCUUGCGGCACAUCAUCACUGUUGACGGGAAGCCACCAACUUGGUCAGAAUUCCCCAAGGGUGUCAUUGUACACUCCAUGGCUGCAGUGCAGGCUCUGGGAGCCAAGGCCAGCAUGGAACACAAACCUCACAGCAGACCUGUGCCCUCGGAUAUCGCAGUGAUCAUGUACACAAGUGGAUCCACAGGGAUCCCCAAAGGCGUCAUGAUCUCGCACAGUAACAUCAUUGCCGGCAUAACGGGGAUGGCGAGAAGGAUUCCUAAGCCAGGAGAGGAAGAUGUCUACGUUGGCUAUUUGCCCCUGGCUCACGUCCUGGAGUUAAGUGCCGAGCUUGUCUGUCUUUCUCAUGGGUGCCGCAUCGGCUACUCUUCACCACAGACCUUAGCUGACCAGUCUUCAAAAAUAAAGAAAGGAAGCAAGGGAGAUACAUCCAUGUUGAAACCCACGUUGAUGGCAGCUGUUCCGGAAAUCAUGGAUCGGAUCUACAAAAAUGUCAUGAAUAAAGUGAAUGAAAUGAGUAGUUUCCAACGGAAUUUGUUUAUUUUGGCCUAUAAUUACAAAAUGGAACAGAUUGCCAAAGGGCAUAGUACUCCACUGUGUGACCGCUUUGUUUUCCGGAAGGUCCGAAACUUGCUAGGUGGAAAUAUUCGCCUUUUAUUGUGUGGUGGCGCUCCUCUCUCUGCUACCACACAGCGCUUCAUGAACAUCUGUUUUUGCUGUUCCGUUGGUCAGGGAUAUGGACUCACUGAAUCAACUGGAGCUGGAACAAUUACAGAAGCGUGGGACUUCACCACUGGCCGAGUGGGAGCGCCGCUCGCGUGCUGUGAGAUCAAGCUACAGGACUGGGAAGAAGGUGGGUAUUUUAACACUGAUAAACCACAUCCCAGAGGUGAAAUUCUUAUUGGUGGCCAAAAUGUGACAAUGGGAUACUACAAAAAUGAAGCAAAAACAAAAGCUGAUUUCUUUGAAGAUGAAAAUGGGCAGCGAUGGCUCUGUACUGGGGACAUUGGCGAGUUUGACCCUGAUGGUUGUUUGAAGAUUAUUGAUCGUAAGAAAGACCUUGUAAAACUACAGGCAGGAGAAUACGUUUCCCUGGGGAAAGUAGAGGCAGCUUUGAAGAAUCUCUCCUUGAUAGACAACAUUUGUGCGUAUGCAAACAGUUAUCAUUCUUACGUCAUCGGAUUUGUUGUGCCAAAUCAAAAGGAACUUACAGAACUAGCUCAAAGGAAGGGACUGAAAGGGACAUGGGAGGAGCUAUGUAACAGCAGUGAGAUGGAGAAUGAGGUCCUCAAAGUGCUCUCGGAGGCUGCUGCUUCAGCAAGUUUGGAAAAGUUUGAAAUUCCAGUAAAAAUUCGUUUGAGCCCUGAACCGUGGACCCCUGAAACCGGCCUGGUGACAGAUGCUUUCAAGUUGAAACGCAAAGAGCUGAAAACACAUUACCAGGCGGACAUUGAGCGGAUGUACGGGAGGAAGUAAUCAGUGUGUGCAAUCAUGGCUGCAGUGAGCUCAGAUCAAAUAGGAAAAUACUUGAAAUGCAUGUCUCGGACCUUGAGGCAAACUCCAUUCCUCAUAAGCCCAAGCUGUUACUUCUCGUGGCACAUCUUUCUGACUGGCAGGAUUAGUAAAAGACUAAGACAGCAACCCGUGUCUGUCUCUCUUAUUUUCUUCUCUUCCAGUUCACUUUGCCACCUAUGACUGACUGGUCAGCAGGAGGAUUUUCCUGAGUCAUACUGGGGAAGCAGGAAUUUUAAACCUGGAGUUUUCAAACACGAUUUCUAUGUUCUGUACAAUGUUCAGUUUGUAACUUUUAAAAGUUUGAAUGUAUAGAAGGAUAAAUAGGAAAUAUAAAAAUUGGUUAUGGGGGGGGCUUUUUUACUUAUUGUAUUUAAAAAUAAAAGUAUCAAUGUGAAAUUAUGUAAAUUUCAAAUGCUUAUGAAUCAAGUUGUUGUUGAACAAAAGAUAUGUUGCUGUGUAAUUAUUGUCUUGUAUGCAUUUGAGAGAAAUAAAUAUACUCAUAACUAUGUUUUAAGAAAUUGACAUAAA
This is a messenger RNA of Jaculus jaculus (lesser Egyptian jerboa), 2847 nucleotides long. RefSeq names its product acyl-CoA synthetase long chain family member 3 (gene Acsl3). NCBI's taxonomy places the organism in Eukaryota, Metazoa, Chordata, Mammalia, Rodentia, Dipodidae. The record is from RefSeq and is a predicted model, not a curated record. Bases 118 to 2280 code for a protein of 720 amino acids. Gene Ontology annotation, molecular function: long-chain fatty acid-CoA ligase activity. Gene Ontology annotation, cellular component: lipid droplet; plasma membrane; endoplasmic reticulum. The transcript is spliced from 15 exons. Gene Ontology annotation, biological process: long-chain fatty-acyl-CoA metabolic process; neuron differentiation; long-chain fatty acid metabolic process.